UUCUAAGGGGGGAGGAGUUUGCCAACUUACACCGGAGUGGACAGCAGCAGGCUAAUGCACCCGGACGGACAAGUUGACCCUUUGUAAGGGUUCAAGUGUUUUGCAAAUUCUUUGUUGUCAUUUAUAGCAGCCGGCACGACGUCAAAAUGAUGCGCUUCCUGCUGCUCUUCAGUCGCCAGGGGAGGCUGCGUCUGCAGAAGUGGUUCACGCCCACGCCAGAGCGAGAGAAGAAGAAGAUCAUCAGGGACAUGACCACCAUGGUGUUGGCACGGAAACCACGCUCCUGUAACUUCCUCCACUGGAGAGACCUCAAGAUUGUUUACAAGAGGUAUGCAAGCUUGUAUUUCUGCUUGGCUCUGGAGGACCAAGACAACGAGCUGUUAGCACUGGAGAUACUUCAUCGUUAUGUGGAACUACUGGACAAAUACUUUGGCAAUGUGUGUGAGCUGGACAUAAUCUUUAACUUUGAGAAGGCCUAUUUUAUCCUGGAUGAGUUUCUAAUGGGAGGGGAGAUACAAGAAACAUCAAAACAGAUUGUGAAUCGCUCCAUCGAAGCCUCAGACAUGUUGCAGGAGGAUGACAACAGUGAUUGGUAUGAGGUGGAGCUGUUUGGAUGACCUUGAAUAUGGACAGAAAGACCAUGGAGGAGUAUAUGAGCAAACCUGCAUUUUAAUGCCUGGAGAAGGACGUAACAGUGGGAAGGAAUACAGGAAAACAAUGUGUUGUAGAUGAGUCAAAGAGGUUUCUGAGUAUGGAAAUAGAUUCUGCUCUGAUGCUGCUGAACUUUUUUUUUUUUUUUUUUUUUUUUUAAAUGGGAAGCUGAAUGUCUGCACAGUUUCUGUCUGACACAUUGUGCCUUCAGUUCCAACACAGCUUUGUUAGAGAAUAACACCCCGACUCAAGUGAAGGAAAGAGUUCAGCAUUACACUGAUUCCUUAUUUUUCAAAUUUGAUGAAGUAGUUACUGAAGAUCAGCAACAUGUGAAUCAUAACCAUGAAGUGCUUUUAGACUUAUAAAUUUGUUGAUUGUUCUAUUUAAAUCAUGUAUUUUAUUUAAUAUAUUGAUAGGGAUUGGUUUCAUUCCAAAAACUCAAGGCUCUAUUCAUUUUUAGGGGAAAACUAUUUGAAACUCACCAGUCAAUAUGUCGAAAUCCAAAUGAUUCAGUCCGCAGGAACUUGAGUUUUGUAAUGGUUUUAAGAUAACUCAGAUCUUAAAAUUAACCCAUGACAGACUAUACUUUUAUGCCACCAAAUACGUUAUGAGACGGAUUUUUUUUUUUUUUUUUUUUUAACUCAAUGGUGAAUGUUUAAUUUUGGAAUGAAACCGAUCAUGAAACACUAUUAACUGUGUUUAAGAUAAAGCCUAGAUAGUGUGGUAUGGGUGGGGCCAUUAGUCUCUUAAGGGAGCGGUUUAGUGUGGGUGUGAAUAUCACUGUUUUUAUACCAAGUGCAAUUUGUAAUGUUAAAGCCUAUGAUUAAAGAUGUGUUUUGAUAA
Molecule: messenger RNA, 1494 nt
Organism: Myripristis murdjan (pinecone soldierfish)
Lineage: Eukaryota; Metazoa; Chordata; Actinopteri; Holocentriformes; Holocentridae
Gene: ap1s3b
Product: adaptor related protein complex 1 subunit sigma 3b
Exons: 6
Coding region: 147-617 (156 amino acids)
Biological process (GO): vesicle-mediated transport; intracellular protein transport
Cellular component (GO): AP-1 adaptor complex; membrane coat
Molecular function (GO): clathrin-cargo adaptor activity
Source: RefSeq, a predicted model, not a curated record